Serpula lacrymans var. lacrymans S7.9 is the source of this 830-nucleotide messenger RNA. RefSeq lists its product as uncharacterized. Lineage: Eukaryota; Fungi; Basidiomycota; Agaricomycetes; Boletales; Serpulaceae. The coding region runs from base 380 to 547 and encodes 55 amino acids. The transcript has 6 exons. The record is from RefSeq and is a predicted model, not a curated record.
GAGGGCGUAGAGCUUGCUCAUUGCCUCCAUCGCUCCUUCACGCCUGCCUCGUCCGCUUUCACCUCUAUCAUGCGACAAACGUUCCAUUUAAGCUUUCCCAACCUUCUUUCUGGCAUAUCUCCAUUCUUGGGCUAUUUUUAUUAGACCUUAUGACGAUCCGGUCUUUGCUUGAUAUUAGCAAGGUGUUCACUGAUCCUGGUGAGGAUUGAGAUCUCCUUUUUUCGUCGGGGGGUUAGUACGAAAUGCGACAUAUAUCGGGGUGAUUCCCUGAUGCCCGCACCGGCAUUUCCAUUCGGAUCCUUCACACUUAAGCCAUACUAAUGCUUCAACAAAGAUUCAAUGUCUAUAUGCACUGUACUGAGCAAGGUGUAGUGUCGACAUGAAGGGUAGUCACGACGUGGAUUAUGUCCCACUUAUCGCCGUGGUUGUGCAAUAUAUCGCAGGACAGUUGCGGGAUAAAAUUUUAGUCGCACUGAACCAACGUGGCUUUUCGAAAUUCAAAUUGACACGAUCUCACAAGUUGAUCAGAGUCUUGCCACAGUCGUGAAUGUUGUUUGAUUGUCCGUGAGUUUUGUCUGUAGUAAACUCCAACAUAGCAGGUUUUAGGCCGGUGUCGGCGUUUCAUAUGCCGUAGCCUUGUUUGGUCUGCAGCAACGAUGGCCACUCCAGCCUCCUUUCACGACAAGGAAAUCGACCUCUUGCGGAUCUGAGAAGUGUAGUUGGGCACGUGUUGUUGAAAGAUUGCGUUUCUUGGGGCUGACUUAGUGGCUGGACUGGCCCAACCGGCCACAGGAAUAAUGGUAUUUACAGGGCUACGCUUUGUGCAUUCC